GUCACGUUGAAAGAGGCUUUUCGUUGCUUACCCUUGCAUUUACUUGCCACCCACAUUUGUUUAUAUAAAUUUUGAGAUAAACUUGAAUUAAAAAUGCUGAGGUCUCGGAUUUUGUCGUUACUCCCUCGGAGAAGAUGCAUUUCAUAUUUUUCCAAUGAAUUCAACAAUUUGGCAAAUAAGUUUCCUGAAUCCAAUCCAACGAAGAAUUUAGCUAUAUUUGUUGACUCGGAUCAUCAAACGGACUUUCUGGAUCAGCUGGUGAAGCUUAGACAACAAAAAGAGUGUACAGCUGUUCCCCUUUUUGCUGGUGCUCUAGUGAAGCAACUACUGGAGUCCUCUGCCAGUCCACAAGAGGCAAUCAGUAUCCUUCGUAAUCCCACGCAAUAUGGCCUGUUUGUCGACAAUUUCUCUGGGUCCUAUUUAAUUGACUACUUUUUACACAACGGCCACGCACUCGAGGCGGCACAGGUCUCAGCGCUUUUAGUUGAACGAGGCUUAUGCAACAGCGAACUACUUCAAUCCCUUUGCAUCCAAUCCUUCUACACAUGGGUGAAGGACUACAAACCAGAGCCAUUGACUCCGACUGAGGCACAGGACAACAAAGUUGCAAAGCCUGAAGUGGAAAAAGUUCGAGUUAAAUUUAUACGAAACCUUCCUGAAGAUACAAAAGAUACAGAGGAAAUUUUACUCGGAAGAGCCUUGACAAAAUGUGCUACAUUUAAGGAGAAUUCAAAUGAACUGGGACAAAAUAUUGCCUUAUUGGGUUUUGUCUUGUCUGGCCAAUUGGCUAAUGGUACCAAGUUUCUACAGCAACAUCGCGGCGUUUUUCACAAGGAAAUUCUUCAAUUGUGUCAGACACUAGUCAAUAGUUUGAAAGUGAAUCAGGCGGAAGACUUUCUUCAACUUCUGGAGCAAACUAUUGGUUCAUCAAACGAAAACCCAAUCGACAAGCUUCUAGACGCUCAAGUGAAACAAAGCGUUAAGAAUUUAGAACCAAAACUCUUGUCUGAAUAUACAGAAACCUAUCAGGAAUGGGUCAAGAACUUCGAUCUUGCUGUUAAGAAACAAAUAGCCACUCGUGAUCUGUAUGACCGUGUGAAAAACAUUCAAAAUACACUGGAUCAGCUAGAUGCAAAGCGACAAGCACUUUGGUUUUAUGAGAACAAAGAUGAUAUCGAUAUACAGAUAUUUAAGAAGAAAAUCUAUUAUCCAAAACGCUGGUUUGGCAAGAAAAAGAAGCCCAAGGCAGUGGACACCUUUUAUGUGCCGCCGAAUAUUACAAGAAGUGCAAAUUAAGUCGCACAUUUCGUUUUGAAUUAAAAAACAAAAAAACAAAUUAAAGAUUCUUUUUAUCUUAAAUGUGACAUAAAAGGAUUAUAGAAAAAAGUAAUUUGUUAAAUUCAAUGAAUCAAUCAAUUGAGUACCCUUAAUUUUCCAAUUUA
Molecule: messenger RNA, 1442 nt
Organism: Drosophila willistoni
Lineage: Eukaryota; Metazoa; Arthropoda; Insecta; Diptera; Drosophilidae
Exons: 3
Coding region: 94-1296 (400 amino acids)
Cellular component (GO): mitochondrion
Source: RefSeq, a predicted model, not a curated record